Fusarium redolens is the source of this 1323-nucleotide messenger RNA. RefSeq lists its product as uncharacterized. The coding region runs from base 1 to 1323 and encodes 440 amino acids. The record is from RefSeq and is a predicted model, not a curated record. The transcript has a single exon. Lineage: Eukaryota; Fungi; Ascomycota; Sordariomycetes; Hypocreales; Nectriaceae.
AUGCCUGGUUCAAUCAAGUCUCUCAAGCGUCGGCCUACAGCCAAGUCAGCUGCCAAACGCAUCGGCCGAAUGUUCAAGCGUACAAACAGCGAUGACCCAGAAGCAACUUCGCCAGCAGACUCAGGCUUCUCCAAGGACUCACUCGACGGUUCCCGAGUUUCAACAUCGUCUCGAUUCUCUACAUCUUCACGUAUGACUACGAAAGAGGAUGUUGAACAGUCUCGACCAUCUGUGUCUCGAUUUGAUACCGCGCCUCCGAAAGAACGCGAAGCGGUACCCCCUCACCCAUUCUUUUCGUCUAACUCAGAGCCGCUUCUUGGGCAUGGCAAACCUGUUGGGUCUGGCAUGCCAGUUGAAACUGGAACAGUGAUUGAGCCUGGAACGUUGCCUUCCCCUGUAGACAAAAAGAUCAAGGAUGAACCCAAGUUGUCCGACACAAGGCCUGAAAAGCAACCCGAGACUGUUGAGAAGACCAAGGAUAUUGAGAAGACGGAAGAAUCGCCCCAGCCGGUGUCUACACCCAGGCCAGCACCGCGUCCUUUACCAGAGCCUCCAACAAAGACGACUGUACUUCCGGAGCCUGCGUCGCCUAUUCUCCCAAGAAAAUUCAGAGAGGAGCCCAAGGCCACUACUCAACCAAUGCCCAAAUUUGAGGAGAAGAUCACACAGAAGCUCGAGCCAAAGGUUGAAUCCAAGCCAAAAGCUGAGCUGGUCAAGAAAACAACGGUCCCCUCUCCAACUGUGGAAGAUGAGCCAGAGCCUAUCGUCAUGCGCGUCAAGCCGAUCAAUGAACAAACAAGACCCAAGCCGAAAGCUGAAGUCAAACACACUCCUCCCAAAGUUGACCAUCAGACGGUGUCUAAUGCUCAGCAUAAAGAAUUUCAGCCAAAGAUGGAGCCCAAGGUCCAGCCCAAGACUCAGGCUCGUAAGAAGAGCACACCUGUGCAAUCUCCUCAUAUUCCUGAAGUCACUCAAAAGCCCUCGAAGGCACUACCUUCAGAAGUACCAGCUACUUCAUCAAGGUCAACUGCUCCCACGAUGCCCUCCGUUACAGCAACAUUUUCUGCCCCAAUGACUGCUUCUAUCCCCAAUACGGCAUCAGUUCCAAGAUGCUCAGUCACACUCAGCACAUCGACAAUAUUUAUACCCAAGACUGCUCCAGCUCCUUACACAGCUCGAGCCCCUAUGACAGCUCCGGCUCCAAUCAUAGCCACUGCACCCAAAGUUGUCAUGUCGAUGCUCGGCUGGACUCUACCAAAGCCUGCUCCGAUCCCUAAGCGGGCUCAUUCUCCGGCAACCUCAUGGAUUGUGUCUUCUGCUUAA